This is a messenger RNA of Vigna angularis (adzuki bean), 1296 nucleotides long. Its product is annotated as receptor-like protein EIX2. Lineage: Eukaryota; Viridiplantae; Streptophyta; Magnoliopsida; Fabales; Fabaceae. The record is from RefSeq and is a predicted model, not a curated record. The coding region runs from base 1 to 1296 and encodes 431 amino acids. The transcript is spliced from 5 exons. Gene Ontology annotation, molecular function: protein binding.
AUGGAACAGCGAGAUCCUAAAUUCUCAUUUCACUCAAUUGAACCUUUUACCGAAGGGCGUAUUCCUUCGUGGGACUUUUACUUGGAUGGAAAUUGCUUGGAGGGUGAUGUCACUGAAUCCCAUCUUUCAAAAUUUUCCAAAUUAAGGUUCUUAUCUUUGUCAGAUAACUCCUUAUCUCUAAAAAUAGACCCUAACUGGGUUCCUCCUUUUCAAAUAAUAUAUUUGGGACUAAGAUCUUGCAAGUUGGGUCCUAGCUUUCCUAGUUGGCUCCAGACUCAACGCUCUUUAGUUUCUCUGGAUAUUUCUGAUAAUCGGCUUAAGGGUUCAGUACCAAAAUUGUUUUGGGACAACUUGCAAAAUGUUGAAUAUUUGAAUAUGUCUCAGAAUAAUCUCACUGGUGCAAUUCCUAAUAAUAUAUCAUUCAAGCUUUUCAAUAGACCGUCCAUAUUUCUGAAUUCAAAUAAUUUUGAAGGCAAAAUUCCGCAAUUUUUACUACAAAUUCCUGUGUCCAUGGGCAGCCUUGUUAAAUUGAAUGUCUUGGUUUUACGAAACAAUAACCUGACGGGUGAAUUAGCUUCCACUUUGAAGAAUUACAGCAAUUUAAUUAUGUUGGAUGUGGCUGAAAAUAUGUUUUAUGGCCCAAUACCAUCAUGGAUAGGAGAAAGUAUGCAGCAAUUGAUAAUCUUGAGCAUGCGAGGGAAUCACUUCUCUGGACAUCUUCCUAUUCAACUCUGUUAUUUGAAGCACAUUCAAUUAUUGGAUCUUUCGAGAAAUAUGUUAUCAAAAGGAAUUCCAUCAUGUGUGGAACAGGUGUUCAAGAAUCCAGAGUUACAGCUUAAGAUCAUUGAUAUUUCAAGUAAUAAUUUAAGUGAGUCCAUCGAUUUAUCAAGAAAUCAUUUCAGUGGGAAAAUUCCUUCUUCUCUUUCUGAAAUUGACGAUCUGGGGAAACUAGACUUGUCACAGAACUCUCUUUCAGGAAGAAUUCCAUGGGGAAGACACUUUGAAACCUUUGAUGGGUCUAGUUUUGAAGGAAACAUUGAUCUUUGUGGUGAACAACUCAAUAAAAGUUGUCCUGGAGAUGGAGAUCAAACAAUAAUAAAGCUUUCAAAAGCUGAAGCAACCAAUGAUGAUGAAGAUAGCUGUUUCAAUGAGGCAUUAUACAUGAGCAUGGGGAUCGGAUACUUCACUGGAUUUUGGAGCUUAGUAGGGCCAAUGCUACUUUGGCGUUCUUGGAGAAAUGCUUAUCUGAGAUUCCUAAAUAAAUUGACAGACAGUAUAUGUGAUCAGUUGUAUUGA